Molecule: messenger RNA, 2582 nt
Organism: Priapulus caudatus
Lineage: Eukaryota; Metazoa; Priapulida; Priapulimorpha; Priapulimorphida; Priapulidae
Product: piggyBac transposable element-derived protein 3-like
Exons: 1
Coding region: 264-2042 (592 amino acids)
Source: RefSeq, a predicted model, not a curated record
GAGUGCAUCAUUUCUAUCUCAGCAGGGGAUGAGUCAUGUCGCUGUAUCAUAUGUGAUACAAUGGGAAAUAGACGUCCAUUGACCACAUGUUGACAUAGGCCUAUAUCUUAGUCAUUUUCAGUGGACAUUCUGUAGAAACCGGUGUUAUUCAUGAACCAUGAUUACUAUGUUUACCCUAUGGUCAUUUUGUUGUAUCAGAUAUGAUAUAAUGGAAAAUAUAAGGUCAUUGAAAUAAUUUUUUUUAAUUUUUUUUCUCAUUUCAGAUGAGUCGAAAGCAGAAGUUGUCAUUGCAGGAUGUCGUAUCGCAGUUGCAGGAUCCAAACACCAGCGACAUUGAAUUUGAGAGUGACGACAGCGACGAUGAGGAGUACGAACUUCCGAAAGAUGGUAGCGAUCAGGAAGAUAGUGAAAAUGAUGACGAUUUUAGUUCAGAUGAUGAUGAACCCCUGGCUAAUUUGGUGACCGCUAAAACCACCGCUACUGCUGCAACCACCACUACCGCUACCAAGCAACCAGUUCGUGGAUAUCGUUGGCAUAAGGCUGCAUUUACACCACCAGACGCCUCGUUUGAUCCACCUGACCUUCAGCCACCAGCAGAUGAUAGCAUGACGCCAUACAACUACUUCAAGUUGUUCGUCUCGGACGAGAUGCUCGAUAAGAUGGCCUAUCAAACGAACCUGUACAGCGUGAGUAAAGAUCAGCGUAGUGUCCAAACGUCAAAAAAGGAAAUUGAGCAAGUACUUGGCAUUUAUCUGCGGAUGGGGUUAGUCCAAAUGCCGAACGUGAGGUCUUACUGGGAAGAGGAUACACGAUAUCCAUUAGUAGCCGAAGUGAUGUCACGCACUCGCUUUGAAAAACUCAGCACAGUUUUCCACUUUGUCGACAAUGACAGUAUGUCCGAGGCAGAUAGAAAGGCCGAUCGAGUAUGGAAGCUCAGACCGUGGACCGACGAUCUUCGAAAAACCUUCCUGCAGGUUACCCCGGAGGAAUGCAACUCAGUAGAUGAAAUAAUGGUGGCUUUCAAGGGGCGAUCACUGCUUCGGCAAUAUAUGCCUGGAAAACCUCAUAAGUGGGGUUUCAAACUUUGGGGCCGGUGUGGAAUUACGGGAUUCCUCUAUGACUUUGACAUUUAUCAAGGCAAGAACCCAAACGGCGAAAAGCCAAGUGAAUGUGGCAUGGGGGGUGAUGUUGUGUUGAAACUUGUGUCAUCCCUGCCUCAAAAUAAGAACUACAAGAUAUUCGCUGAUAAUUUCUUUACGGGACUACCACUCAUUGACAGGCUUCGAGGGAUGGGUUUCUUGUACAUCGGUACUAUACGCGCCAACAGGCUCAAGGAUUGUCCAAUUAUGGGUGAGAAGGAACUGAGAAAAAAGGAUCGUGGUACAUUUGAGUGCUGGGUUGAACGCACAAGGAACAUUGUUGCAGUUCGAUGGUUGGACAACAAAGUAGUCAACCUCGUUUCUUCAUUUGUUGGAAGUGAUCCUGUGGAUACCGCUCGACGUUAUGACCGAAGCAAGAAGACCCAUGUCCAAGUUCCACGUCCACACAUCAUCAAGAUGUACAAUAAAUUCAUGGGGGGAGUGGAUCUGUUGGACAUGCUCUGUAGCCUGUAUAAGCCAACCAUUCGGUGUAGGCGCUGGUACAUCUACAUAUGGUGGCAUACAAUCACCAUUGCAGUUGUGAAUGCAUGGCUAAUUUAUCGACGACACCAGAGGGAACUCCCUAACUGCAAAACGAUGCCACUGCGCCGAUUCCAAGCGAGAGUUGCAUCUGCCCUCACUGAUGCCGGUAAAAGGGCUCGGGGAAGGCCAGCAUCAGGAUCCCCUCCUGUUCCCAAGAGACGGCACUCGGUGCAAACACAACCCGUGGAGGAUGCUAGAAGAGACGGACUUGACCAUCUGCCUGAAUGGAAUGAGAAAAGGCAGAGGUGCUUCCAAUGCCCUGGGAAUGCUGCUUUCACCUAUUUGCGGUGCACAAAGUGCAAAGUUUGGCUUUGCCUAAAUAAGGACCGCAAUUGCUUUGCUGCCUUUCACAGGCACUAGACUACCGAUCAAGAUCUAGUAGUUGUUGACAUGCUGACAUAGUGGGUUUCAUAUUGUGACGGAAUAUGAAGACGAAAUAUGAAUUCGUGAGUCUAAAUCUGUACCUGCUACGCAUUAUCACUGCUACGCAUUAUCACAAUCUUCAACAAAUAGUUCACCCCUAGUUCAAGUACCAGCACCAAACUGAGAUCAGAACAAACCAGAACUCAUCUUACACACUUCAUAUUUUGUCAGAAUGUGAAACGUGAAACCCCCAAAAUCAGCUAAAACCACAAAGAUUUGUUUUAUAACUGUUUAGGGAAAUUAUAUAUUACUAUAGUUCAGGAAUGAUAAUUGUUUUUGUCAUUGUUUGUUAUUUGAACGUUUCCAUGUGGUGUCCUCUAAUGUCCAUUGUAUCAGAUAUGAUACAUUGCCAAAACCAAGGUCAAGGUCAACUGAAAAAAAAACGAGUGUCAAAAAUCAUAUUCUGAUAUAACAGGGAACUUAAUGCCAAGAGAUUAUAUUUUUACUGCAAUAACACAUAGGUGUGGGCAUUAUAGG